AAACAUGGCGCUCUCCUUGUCCUCGAGGCGAAUAUUCCGUGAGCUUUCAAGGGAAUUUCGGCUUAUACACCCAAAGGUAAAACUUGAUGAUGUACCUGCCUUUAAUUACAUGACAAGAGAAUUUAAGAAGUUCAGGGCAACAGGAAAACUUUUGUGUAGAGCUGAAAAUGAAGUCCAGUAUGUAGCAGAUGCUUACAGAUGUAUGUUGCAGAGUACAAGAAAACAUGAGGAAUUGAUCAAGUUAUAUGGUGGUAAAGGAGACAGAAGUACGGAAGAAAGUGCCAAUCUAGUCGGACUGAAUCUGCCAAAAUGUUAACAUAAGAAGAAGUGAUUAAGAAUUCAAAGGUGACACUUUAGAGUGUGUGGACUCCUUUUAACCAUUCAUGUGAUGUAAUGGACAGUAUGUUUUUAUACCAGACUAAAGCCUCACAGCACUUUCUUGGUUAUACUCACUGAAAUUCUAGUUGUGAGUACAUUUUAUUUAGCCUGGUUCCUGUGAUCAGUAGAUAUUGUACUAGCAAAUGUUGAAAUUUGUGUACUGAUGAGUUCUUAUUUAUUAAAUUGAUAAAGUUUUGGGA
This is a messenger RNA of Ylistrum balloti, 578 nucleotides long. RefSeq names its product protein FMC1 homolog. Gene Ontology annotation, cellular component: mitochondrion. NCBI's taxonomy places the organism in Eukaryota, Metazoa, Mollusca, Bivalvia, Pectinida, Pectinidae. The record is from RefSeq and is a predicted model, not a curated record. The coding region runs from base 5 to 316 and encodes 103 amino acids. The transcript is spliced from 3 exons.